This is a messenger RNA of Venturia canescens, 1096 nucleotides long. RefSeq lists its product as uncharacterized. The transcript is spliced from 2 exons. Lineage: Eukaryota; Metazoa; Arthropoda; Insecta; Hymenoptera; Ichneumonidae. The record is from RefSeq and is a predicted model, not a curated record. Bases 416 to 1096 code for a protein of 226 amino acids.
CCAGUAACUCGACGCUCGUCAUAAUAAUAGCAAUAGUACGCACGUAAAAUAAACAAAAGCGGCAGUCUUCUAUUCAAUCUCCGUCUUCGGUAAAAGCGAAUGAAAAUUCUAAAGAAAUUCUGAUUAAACGUUAUUGUCGAGUUAACAAUGGUAUUUCGUUCUCGGUUUGCUCGGAUUAAAUCCGUAAUUAACAAAAUUAUAAAAUCACCCGAAGUUAAAAUGUCUCGAGGGAAAAAUAGUGAAAAAUAUGUACAGUUAAUCACAAAGACGAAUGGAAUGGUGCCACACAAUGUUGAUAAAUUAGGGGUACUGCUUCAAAAAAAGGUAGCACACGAGUUCGGUAAUUUAAAGUUGAUUUUAAAUAUAAACUGAAUUUGAUUAAACGCACAAAUAUGUUGGACAUUUUUUCAGAAUUAUGAGAAAAAUGGUCUUGAAACACAGCCAAGAGUUACAAUUAGCGGCCAUGAUUUACGAAUCAAUAAUUGCUGGCCGAUACACAGAACAAAGUACUGAAAGUGCAACAAACAAAAAUAAAAAUUGCACUACAAAUUACGGUAAUUUGCUGUCAAGAUCGGCCGGGGGAUGUAACAACAAUUUUGCUGAAAAACUAGGCUACAGAAUUGUACGAGAGAAGCAUCAAUAUGCAGAACAAAUGUUCUACAGAAAACUUUCCUGGUUAGGACUCGAUCAGGCAGUUGUUGAAAAAUUGUUAAAGCUCGGAUAUGAUUUCAUAGAUAAAUCAUUCCUCAGCAUGUCACAGAUGGAAAUUGCAAAUCACCUCUGUCAAUUUUAUAAACAAAUGGAGGCAUAUUCGAGCGGAACAGAGGAAGUGGUGCUUUCACCAGCUCUAAUUGUAUUGAGAUCAAUUUCGGCACUGAUGGUAAUGGGAGGAUAUCAGACUAAAGAGUCUGAAGAGGUACUGAAAUGGUUGAAAACAUUCAUUUACCUCCAAUCAGUUGAAACAUUGGUCAUCUUUUUAUUGUUACAACUCAUUUCGAUACUCAAAGUUCGUUACGAAAGUAACGGAAAAUCCAUCAACAAAAAACCAUCCAAAAUGUACAAAAAUGAUAACUCAUUGAUCUCCAAAUGCAUGUAA